AUGGAGGUGUAUGUCAAUGACAUGCUAGUCAAGAGUGUCACAGUUGAUCAUCGCAUUCAAGACGUAGCUGAAACUUUCGAGGUAUUAAAGAGAUAUAAGAUGAGGCUUAAUCCUGCCAAGUGCGCCUUCGGGGACCUUAGAAGAAGUGCAAAGCCUAACAGGCCAUGUGGCUGCACUAAAUUGAUUCAUAUCCCGAGCUACAGAUCGUUGUCAACCAUUCUUCCAAGCUAUAAAGGGGAGGACAAAAUCAUUGAUUGGACCCCUGAGUGUGAGCAUGCUUUUCAAGAGUUAAAGGAGUACAUGGGAAAACCCCCUCUUUUGUCCAAGCCUAAACAUGAUGAAGAUCUGUUAUUGUACCUAUCUGUGUCCUCCAUGGCGAUAAGCUCGGUGCUCAUCAGAGAGGUAGGCAAGGUUCAACACCCCGUGUACUAUAUAAGCCGAGCUCUCCAAGAUGUUGAAAGGAGCCACUCAUUAAGGCAGAUCUUGCAAAAGCCUGAGACCUCAGGUCGACUCAUCAAAUGGUCAAUUGAACAAGGUGAAUUUGGUAUCAUAUACUGCUCACGAGAAGCAAUCAAAGCUCAAGCUGUGGCUGAUUUUCUUUCUGAGUUCACCAAUGUACAACCACCACCAUUGCCGAUCAGUCAACCUGAGAUGAGCAUGGAGAAGAAGAUACGAACUAAACUUCCACUUUGGAUUCUACAUGUUGAUGGUGCCUCAAAUCAACAAGGAAGUGGGGCAGGGUUAGUAUUAACCUUACCUGAAGACGAUGAGACCCAGUAUGCCUUAUGGUUUGGGUUCAAGGCCUCGAAUAAUGAAGCUGGGUAUGAAGCACUCCUUGCAGGACUUUGCCUGGCCUUUGAGCUCGGGGUUAAACAGCUUAGCAUUUUCAGUGGUUCCCAAUUAGCAGUAAAUCAUGUUACUGAAGAAUACCAAGCUUGA
Messenger RNA from Prunus armeniaca (apricot), 939 nucleotides. NCBI's taxonomy places the organism in Eukaryota, Viridiplantae, Streptophyta, Magnoliopsida, Rosales, Rosaceae. The record is from the annotation of a GenBank genome assembly.